CCCACUUCCCGGUCGCCUCGCUUCCUUUACCCGCUGCGCUACCUGCGCAGGUAAUGUGGUAGUAGCUGCCUGUACGCGUGUGGAAAUCUGGCCGUUUGACUCACAAUUUAAUUAGACGGUGUGUUUGUAUGUAGCUUCCUGUAUUGCUGUCCUGGGCCGACGUUAAUGAGUCACGCACCGUUCUCCCGAGCUGUCUGACUGUCCUCCUCCCGCGGCUGUACAGCGCGAGCUCUCCUCCGCGCUCGCUCAGGUGAUCAAACACCACCCGAUCGUUGCUGAGAGCCGACGGUGGUGGUCCUGGUGUCCUGGGUGGUGGCUUCCCCUCUUUUUUUGGUGUGCUGUGCGUAACCUGGUCCUGGUUUUCUCUUCACUAAAGUGUGUGUGUGGCUGGCUGUCACGUGUGACUGGGGUGACCUUAUUUUUCGUUGGAUCCCUCACACCCUUGUCGACCCAUCUCCAUGCCGUGCAGAUUCUCCAGAGUCUCCAAUGAUGAAGAUCUGCAGCCCGGACAUGAAGUGCUUAGCUCUUGUAAUCCUGAUGAUCAACAGCAUCUGUGUCUUCUCACAAAUUCGCCAUGACACUUUUGUUAUUGUGGGCUGCUUCUACAAUGGGACAACUGAAGUUGAGUUUGAGGUUGAUGAUGAGGAGUUUUUGUAUGCCGAUUUUGACAGAGAUGAGCUUGUUUACACUGUGCCCAGAUUUCUUGUGGACGACCCAAGUAAACUAUUUGACAGUGAACAUGAAUAUAGGAAUGCCAAGAAAGGCAAGAAAUCAUGUUCAGCACUUGUGGCAAUCGCCAAAGCAGAGGAGAAAAACCCGCCCGAACAAACAGACCCCCCUGAGAGCAUCGUCUACUCUUCAGAGGAAGUUGAGCUGGGAGUUGAAAACAGCCUCAUCUGCUUUGUGAAUCAUUUCUACCCACCUGAGAUCAAAGUCACCUGGACCAGAAAUGGUCUUCCAGUGUCGGAGGGGGCGUCACUCAGUCGAUAUUAUCUCAAUAAUGAUCAGACCUUUCAUCAGUUCUCCACCCUGACAUUCACACCGAGGGAUGGGGACAUUUACAGCUGCACUGUGGAGCACAUGGCCCUGGACAGGCCUCAAACAAGGAUCUGGGAACCUGACUUUAGUCAUGACAGUAGUGUGGGACCAGAUGUUUACUGUGGAGUGGGUCUGGCUGUGGGUUUGUUGGGAGUCGCAGCUGGAACAUUUUUAAUGGUUAAAGGACACCAUGGACGGUAACAUCUCUGUUUGAGAGAUAUCAUACACAUGAAGUUGAUGAAAUUUACAACAAUCAUUUUGGAGUGCACUGUUUAUUGUCUUCUAACACGUGAAUUGGUUUAGAGACAGGUAUGAAUAUCACUCAUGCUGCCCCAAACACUUUCCAGAAAUCAAAAUCCAAUCAGGGCCAAUGAGGUAUCUGCGCCGGUGAUGCUGUAAAACGCUAACAAAACAAACAAACAAAUGCUAACUCUAACAUAGAGUAAACACAGCAAUGAGUGAAUUUAUUGCAGAAAUAGAGCCAAUAACAAUUAAACAAGAACAAGAGUAUGCAGUGUCUCGGAGCAAAGGACAUUUUUGCCUUUCUUCCGACUGGAUUUGUCAAAAGCUUGAUUUAUCAACCAGCUCUGUUGGUGAUGAAGAAGAUGUUCCUCAGUGUUUUGUUAUGCUGGUUGGCUGAAGGAGUUUGUCUGUCAAGGUGAGUGCUCCCGCCUACUGAAAGUCUUUGGGGCAGCAUCAAGGUCAGACUGAUACAGAGAGCAAAACAGAGUGUUGAGCUCAUUUCAUCAGGUAAACAAACACCCGCUGACACUAAAUGUCAAGAAGUGCUUUGGAAUUACAGAUCUAAUAUGAAAGGGCCUUAAAAUAUGAAUGAAGCUUUUUAUUAGAUUUCUUUUUAAUUAAUGUUUCUGUUUACCUUCCAGGACAUAGAGCUUUAAUAUAUGUUGUUAUGAAUGUACAAAAUAAUUUUUAUUCAAUUCGAUUAUGUCACUGAGAUCGAGAUUUCUUUUGCAACAGUGACCUGAGUGCAGUAUUGCUGCUGACUCUAUUACUGUUCCUGUGUGUCAUAUUUUUAAUUUAUGUAUUGACAAAGGUGUUUUCCCACAGAAUUGAAAAACUGCCAAAGUUAUGCCAUUAGCAAAGAACCCUGCUGCACCUUUCUCUGGGGCGAAUUGCCAGCUGAUUAUUUUGUUACCUGCUCUAGGUAAAGUAAUGGAGAGGAUUAUGUUUGAACAAAUUCAAUAUUAUUUUGAUAUCAAUAAUUUAAAUAGUGAUUUUCAACAUGCAUUUAGACCAGGACACUCCACUUGUACAGCUCUGACGCAUAUGACAGAUGAAUGGCGUAUGGACAUGGAUAAUGGGAAAUUAGUGGGUGUCGUUCUACUUGAUUUUAGUGCUGCAUUUGAUGUUAUUGACCAUUUUUUGUUAUUAGGAAAACUUAUACAGUAUGGUUUUAGUUUGUCAGCAAUGAAAUUGAUGGAGAGCUAUUUGACAGACAGGAGUCAAACUGUUCAUUUUAAUGGUAGUUUGUCUGAUAUUAAAUAUGUUGACUGUGGGGUGCCUCAAGGGAGUUGUCUUGGACCGUUAUUAUUUUCUAUUUUUGUGAAUGAUCUCCCACUUGUGCUUGAUAGGACUAAAAUUGCCAUGUAUGCAGAUGAUACAGUACAGUAUAUGCAGUGGAGUCGUCUACAGUGGAGUUAAAUAAUAAGUUACAAUAUGAUUUAAGGUUAGUGGCAGAAUGGGUAACUAAAAACAAACUGGUCUUGAAUGUGGGGAAAACUAAAUCUAUUGUUAUUGGGUCAAGGUAUCUGCUGAGAGAUGAACCUUCCUUGGUAUUGGAAAUUGAUUAUAUUCCUGUUAAACAAAUUUAUGAGACUAAACUUCUUGGUAUAACUGUUGACCAACAUUUAACAUGGUCUAAACCAGGGGUAGGCAACCUGUGGCUCUGGAGCCACAUGUGGCUCUUUAUCCCCUGUCCAGUGGCUCCUUGAGCCUUGAGAAAAGAAGUCUAUGGAAAUUCAUUCUAUGAAUCCAAUUAUUAAUAGUGCCCUGCACAGUGUCCACCUUGUGGUAAAACAUAUUAACAAAUGCUUAUUUAGACCAUAAGUAUAAGCUAAUUUAGACUUAAUAGGCUAUUUACCUUGAUUAUAAGGCUCAAACAUGUUUUGCGGCUCCACACAGAUUUUUUCAAAUUAUUUUUGGUCAAAAAUGGCUCUUUUAAUGGCAAAGGUUGCAGACCCCUGGUCUAAACAUAGUGAUCAUAUUUUGAGUAAAAUGGGAAGAGGGAUCUCAAUGGCAAAAAGAGUGUUAAAAUUCAUACCACAAGAUAUAGCCAAACAAGUUGCAAAUGCACUAGUUCUGUCACAGCUCGAUUACUGUUUUGCAAUUUGGUCUAGUGCCUCAAUGAAGGAUUUAAAUAAAUUACAAGUUGCUCAAAAUAAAGCAGCACGCUGUGUUUUACAGUGCUCUUACAGAACUUAUGUAAUACAUAUGCAUGAUAGACUGGGGAUCUGUCGGCAAUGCAUUGGUGCCAGACAACACAGGACACCCCAGAGGUCCUGUCUCCACGCCUCGACAGGUCAGAGGCUUCAGGAUAAUACUUUCAAAGUCACUUAUCAAAACCUACAUUUUCUUUGUCCUGUACACAAUAUGAUAAUUUAAGUGAGCUUAUUUUCCAUGAAACGGCUUGACGAAUCCCUGAAGUGUUCAGAUGAUCAAAGAUGGGAAUGGUUGUUUAAUUUUGAAAAGAAGGCAAGAUUAACUAUUUAUUUAGUAUUUACUUUGAUUUCUCCAGAACUAUAUAUUGUAAUAAGUGUAAUUGUUGGUAAUUUGUAAAUUUUGUUUUGGACAAUGGAGAAUGUAAAUGUGAAUGUUGCUUUAACAUUUUUGGCUUUCUUAUUGAUUGAAAAUGUGUACACAGCACUACGGUUCAGGCUUAUACAAAUGGGCUGGGCAAUAAUCACAUGAUCUGAUAUACUGGAUAUAUGUUACUCAUAUACAUAGAAAUAAUGCACUUAAUACACAUUUUUUGCUUGUAUUUCAACAAUGUUAUGUCUGUUUUCUUUUUGCCAAUAAACAUUGAGAUUAAAUUUAAUAAAUAAUAUAUGUGAUCCAAAAUAAAGCAUACCUGCUAAAACCUGAA
Messenger RNA from Epinephelus fuscoguttatus (brown-marbled grouper), 4141 nucleotides. RefSeq names its product H-2 class II histocompatibility antigen, A-U alpha chain-like. Gene Ontology annotation, biological process: immune response; positive regulation of T cell activation; antigen processing and presentation of exogenous peptide antigen via MHC class II. Gene Ontology annotation, cellular component: MHC class II protein complex; membrane. The transcript is spliced from 6 exons. The coding region runs from base 487 to 1239 and encodes 250 amino acids. The record is from RefSeq and is a predicted model, not a curated record. Lineage: Eukaryota; Metazoa; Chordata; Actinopteri; Perciformes; Serranidae. Gene Ontology annotation, molecular function: MHC class II protein complex binding.